CAGGAAACAAAGGAGAGAGCAGAAAAGACCAGUUUUUGCCUCGGAAAAGAGCACAACACUCAGCUCCAAUUCCUCUAUAAUUCUGUGUAUUUCUAGUUUUAAUCCCAAGAAAACCAAAAAGAAAAGAUAAAUUAUUGUGCGCAAAAAGGACUACAUGGUGUGUGUGUGUGUGUGUUUGAAUACUGUUUUGGGUUACAUGAAUAGGAGAGAAGUUGCCAAAUAUCCCAUAAAAGACCAUGCCAACCCUUCUUUUCUAGCUAGCAUGCACACAUGGCCUCAUCUUCUCGCAAAAUCCACAAUGGUUAUGACUAUUCAUGCCCUUUAGAAGGAGGUGAGGAAGACAGAGAGUGGCUUCAGCUAGGGUUAGGGUUAGGGAUUAGUAGAAUCACAACACCACCAACAACAUGCAGGAAGCAAGAGAACAAUAUUAUUGAAAAAUCAAAAUACACUGUUCCAGGAUCUGCAGUUUCUUCUUCUUCGGUACAUUUUCAAGCUCACCAGCAAAUAGGCCACUCCUUAGGAUUAGAGUUAGGGUUAGGAGUUGUAGGGCUCAAUGGUGGUAGUGGUGGUGUCAGGAGGGACAAAGAUGUGGCGCCGCUUAGUAAUUACUGUCACAAAAGCAGCCUGUGCCAAGACAACCAAGGUCAAGAAGAUCAUGAUUAUAAUCUUGAUUUAACAGCAAGGUUAUCAUCACCAUCAUGCCCAUUGCACAUGAUUUCAAGUAGUAGUACUGGCUUCCUUGGCUGGAAAAUGCCGGUUUCCAAUGUUUCCCAUAAUUGCUCUUCAUUGCUACCACCACCACCGCCUCUUUUUUCUCCCACAACAACCAUAACUACAAGACCGCACUUUGCUGGAUUGUGGUUUACCCUCAGCUCCUCUAUCAACCGGGAAGGAGAAGCACUACCUCAAAUACCAAAAGCGUACAUAAGAGUGAAAGACGAGAGCGUGACUGUUUUCAUGGUUAAGAAGUACCUGGUUAGAAAGCUUGGUCUCUCUAACGAAGAUGAGAUUGAAAUAUCAUGCAUGGGGCAGAAACUGAUGCAUGCACAGACAUUGAAGCAAGUGAGAGAUGCUAUUUGGCUGCCUGGACUUGUUGAUUCUGUAAAUUCAACAACCAUAUCACUUGAAAACUCACUGAUCAAUGGCUCGAUUUUGCAUCAAUUGUUGUCUUUGCAAUAUCAUGUACCAUGUGAUGUCUAGUGCUAGGGUUUCAUUAAAUGCCUAACAUGUAUUGAUCUCUCCUCGGGAUCCACCAAGAUGUAUAAAAUUACGACAACAUGUGUAAUCUAAAAUGCAUAUUCUGCACUUGAACCAUUAAUGACAAUAAUAUUGUGUUGUUAUCUUAUA
This is a messenger RNA of Populus nigra (black poplar), 1347 nucleotides long. RefSeq lists its product as uncharacterized. Bases 271 to 1200 code for a protein of 309 amino acids. Lineage: Eukaryota; Viridiplantae; Streptophyta; Magnoliopsida; Malpighiales; Salicaceae. The transcript is spliced from 4 exons. The record is from RefSeq and is a predicted model, not a curated record. Gene Ontology annotation, biological process: multicellular organism development.